Peronospora belbahrii is the source of this 1116-nucleotide messenger RNA. Lineage: Eukaryota; Oomycota; Peronosporomycetes; Peronosporales; Peronosporaceae. The record is from the annotation of a GenBank genome assembly.
AUGGUUGCCAAGAAGGAUCUACCGCUACUACAGCACAACAGUUAUCCAGUCACGAGUCCUACGGCCUCAUCUGUAUCAUCAUCGUACUCUAGAGUGGCUUCUGAAGAGCUCAUUGUACCUGCUCCAGAUAGUGUGAAUUCAAUCUAUUACGGUGUUGAUGCCUUUUCGCCAACGCUUGUGGAUUUCUACACGGUGGAUCAAAAACGCAUUGUCUGGUCGUCUCGUGCACACCGCAAGAUGAUGACGACGCUUUACCGUGCAUGGCACAAGAAACACUGGAAGGUCUACUCGCUCAGCUUUUGGGCUGGUCUUUGCGCUAUUACAGCCUUUAUGCUCUUUAUUGUAGGUGCUACGGGCGAAGCCGUAGUCCAUGGCGAUAAUGAGUACCCGGUCAAUUUUCAACCGGGUAGCCACGUUCACUCGUACGUGGACCUUCCGCUGCUGUUGGCCGCCGUCUUCUUUCUUGCUUGCCAUGCUAUUACAUACCUGGAAGUCAUUAAUUGCUGUCACAAUCUCGAAAUCUGGUUGGAAGAGUACUUUCAUGGCGCGGAGCCUGUUUUAGAACGUCAAUACGUGGGUUUCUUUCCUAGUCGAAUUGAUUUUUGGACUGCUAUCUUAGGCAUGCUUGGAUCAAUGCUCUAUGUCUUUGCUCGCGCGUACGUAUGGGCAAGAGCAGACUUGGAGAACUUUGGAAUAGUGGACGUCAAACGCAACGACUUGAGUCUCAUUGUGGGCUACUGGGUUCCUUUUUUUGCGGGAUCGUUUUUUUUGCUACUCAGCGCUUACCUCGCACAUGUCGAAGUUGUCCACCAGUGGUUUUCUUGCCGCCUUAAAACGCUCGAAACUUGGGUUACUGGUUUGAACAUGAUGGCUAUGAUCGGGUUCUUCUUGUCGUCGACACUGCAGUUUAUGGACCCAUUCUCGGCAUUGUUUUCAUUCCAGGCGUGCGUGGUACCCUUUGCAUCGGGUUGUUUACUUGGUCUUGGAUCAAGUGUACUCAGCCUCAUGGAGCUAGAAAACAUUCACAAACGCCACAAGCACCCGGAAUAUGGUCUCUACGCAUCUUCGACUGGCUAUGGGACUACAAGUUAUGGUUCGUUCAAGCAGCAAGCAUGA